UUUAUAUUAGAAGCCGAUAGUAGUUUAGGUUAAACACGACCGAAUGCAGCGGGGCUUACGACCGAAUGUGGACAAUAACUUGUGUAAAUUUUACAAGGAAAAUACAGUGUGUGCCGUAGCGAGUCGUAACGGCGAUAUGUACUAUAUGAAAGUUCGUUACAAAUAUGAGAUGACGAAUACGACUGAAGUGAAAUCUGGACUUAAAGAGUGGCACGAGAAACUUGCUCAUCAAAACUUGUGAGGGAGGUACUUAAAAAUAAUAACAUUGAAGUGAAAGACUUGGAUUUUAAGUGUGAAAGUUGCUUGGAGGGCAAAAUUCAUCGAUUGCCUUUCAGUGCAAGUGAAAAUAAAACGAGUAAGCCGUGUGAGUUGAAACACGCGGAUACGUGCGGACCCAUGGAGGUGCCGUCCGUGGGAGGUUCAAGAUACUUUGUUAUACUGAAAGAUGACUACUCAAACUACAGGUCAGUGUACUUUGUUAAAGGCAAAGAUGAAAUGUACUGAAAACUUUUUGUACAAGGUCGAAAAUGUAACCAAAAACAAAGUACUGUGUUUUAGAAGUGAUAACGGGUUAGAGUUUGUUGUUGUCCAUAUUGAAUGAGAAUACGAAGAUUAGAAGAAAGAAAAAAGAAAGCGUCGAAGUCGAGUUCUGAAAAUAAAGCCUUGAAAACGGAUAUCAGGAAAGCUGUGCAUGAUUUUUAAUAGAUGAUGAAUAUACUAGAUUAACUGCAGGUAAAAAUGAAACAAUAACUAGGAAAUAAAGCAAACGGCAAAUUCGUUUAUUAAAUGACACACUUUUAAACUUACACAUAAUAUUUAAACGCAAAACUGGAUUUAAUAUUUCUUAUCAGACUUUUAGAAGAUAUCGACCUUUUUGGGUUCUGUUUCCAAAAGCAGUAUCACGAAACACCUGUCUGUGUACGUUACACGAAAAUAAUGAUCAAAUAAUUCGAUCACUUCAAAAAUCUAAAGUUGUUUCUUACGGAUCUGCUUCCGAUGCUAUUAAGGUAUUGUGUUGUAGUAAUACAGUGACUCCUAAAUGUUUAGAGAGAGAGUGUCAGAGCUGUCUUAAUAAGAAACUGGUUUUUAACGAAAACGAUUAUAUAACUUAUGAUAGAUGAGUUACAAAAGAUGUGGAUGUAAUUAUCAAAGGUGCACAGAAAAAAUGCAAGAAAUGUUUAAAAGAAACUGUUAAAACUACGAUAGGUGCUCUCGUAAAGUUACUUCAUACAAAUUUACCAAUAUUCAUGCAACAUGUAGCUAAUAUGAUUCAUCAAAUAAGAUCAAUACAAACAUUUAAACAACAAUUAACGUCUUUUGCAUAUAGAUUUUACUGAAAAUUAUACAUGUAAAUAUAGCGCUGAGGUUCAGUCGGCUCACUUUGGUGGCUCUAAGCCUCAAUUGUCUCUUCAUACUUGCGUUUAUUAUAGCGUGGCUGAAUUUCCGAAUGAUGGUUUUCAAACUACGUCCAUGUGCUCUAUUUCAAAAAAUUUGCGCCAUGAUCCUGUUAUGAUCUGUGCCCACCUUAAACCGAUCCUACAGCGAAUUAAAGAAAUUAAUCCAAAUUUAACAGAACUACAUAUUUUGAGUGACGGCCUAACAACCCAAUACCGAAACAAAACUAUGUUUUUUUUAAUUGUUAAAUUCAUUAGUCGAGAAUUAAAUGAUGUGACCGAUAUUGUUUGGCACUACAGUGAAAAAGGGCGUGGCAAAGGUGCUCCAGACGGAGUAGGUUGGCUGUGUCAAAAGGCUGUGUGAUAGUUCAGUUGCAAUGGAAAGAGAUGUCUCUGACUAUGACUCACUUCUGGCAUGUUUAAAACAGAAUUGUAAAGGUAUAGAGAUUUACGGUAUAGGCGAUCCAAAUGUUCAAGACAUUCAAGAAAUGGUCGACAAGAAUACGAUGAAAGCUUAUAAAGGGACAUUUAAGAUUCAUUAACUUUCUUGGAAUCGAAAUGAACCAAAUAUUUUACAUGUAAGAAGGCUUAGUUGUCUGUCUUGUGCAACAAAUGCUGUAUGUCCACAUUAUGAAAUUGGCCAGAUAAAGGUUCCGUCCGAUAUUGGACAAUCACAUAGUCCGUUGAGUAUUGCUGACGCAAUGGACGUAUCUCCGAGAAGUGACGACACAGCCAAUGCUUCUACAAUAACUUUUAGGUCAAAUCAGGUUCCACCUGAAGAAGGUACUUCUCAUACUCACCCAUUACGUGCAAAGAAAAGAUUUUUCCUGUCAGACUCUGAUGAUUCCGAUGUAAGUAUUACUCUCCCAUUACGUCUCAAUAAAAUACCUAGGUUUCGAUCGAGCCCUGAUGACUCUGAUGUAAUUUUUAGUCCACGCGAUCGUCAUCCAUUAUCCACAGACAACAGUGGUGAAGGCGACUUCAUUGUACGACCUCAUCAGUCUCAAAAACCUUUCGUCGAUCCCUACUCUGAUAGUGACAAUAAUGAAUAAAAAAAAACAUAUUAUUCUAGCGUGUUACAAAUGACGCUUGUAACAUCUUAGAAUAUAGAUUAGUAUUUUUUUACGAUCCCAAUAUUUCCCAGUUAUGUUUAUUCCAUUAUUUUAUGUUUAGUUUGGUUGAUAUAUUAUGUUUGAUUUAAGUCAACCGAAAAUAAAAUCCCUUCUGUGGACAUAAAUUCAUAAUUUUUUAAAACGACAGGAUUGUUUAUUUUUAUGACAUUUUUGUUAUUUAUUGAUAUCGAAAUAAUCAUAUUUAACUCAAGUACAUAUACUAGCGCCUUCUGGUGGCAACACUAAAUAACUAGCUUACUACUAAAAUAACAUUUGUCCAAGUCUAUGAUAUUUUUUUUAUUAUCUGUGCCAUCUCUGUAUUCCGUUGUGAGAAAAUAUAAGCUGCGUGUUUAAAAGUACUCUUUUGUUUUAAUUAUAAAUAAUAGGUUAUGGGCCCAGCUUGGCAAUAAUUUAGCUAGGGACAGAGCAGUGGUUGAGUGCUAUUAGGGAAGAACUGGACUGUUUUAGUGAAAAUGAUGCGUGGGAGUUGGUAGAUGCUCCUAGUGCGGGUACAGUAGUGAAGUGCAAGUGGGUUCUUAAAAAGAAAUAUUGUGACAAACAAGUGAGAUAUCGUGCACGGUUAGUCGCGAAGGGAUUUACGCAAAGACCUGGUGUGGACUAUGACGAGACAUUCUCUCCUGUUAUAAGACAUUCAACUUUACGUUAUUUAUUUGCAUUGAGUGUACAGCUUGAUAUGGACAUUACUCAUCUUGAUGUAACUACUGCAUUUCUUAAUGGUCAUUUAAAGGAAACUAUAUUUAUGCAAUUACCUGAAUGUUUCCCAAAUGUUGAUUGUAACAAGGUUCUUAGAUUAAAAAGAGCUAUAUAUGGUCUAAAACAGGCUUCUCUAGCCUGGUAUGAUGAGUAAAUGAAACUUUAUGUAAUUUAGGUUAUGUGAAGAGUGAAGUUGAGCUUUGUGCAUUUUUAAAAGAUUGUCAAAAUGGAAAAAAGGUGAUAGUUGGUCUUUAUGUUGACGAUUUCCUUAUUUUUUCAAAUGUAAAGUCGGAAACUAAUAAACUUAUUGAAACCUUAAGUGCUAAAUUUAAAAUUAAAAAUCUUGGUGAUGUCAAACAGUAUCUAGGAAUGAGAGUUAAUGUUGAUAGAAAAAAUUGUGUAGUAACCCUUGAUCAGGAACAUUAUAUUGAGCAGUUGAUGCAAAAGUUUAACAUGACAGAUUGUCACACAGCAGAAACACCUAUUGAAUGUAAACUAAAUGUUGAAAAAUCUAGUGAGUGUAAAGAUAAUAUUCCAUAUUAAAGGUUAAUAGGAUGUUUAAUGUAUUUUGCUGUGUUGACUAGGCCAGACAUAGCAUACUCUGUCAGUUACUUAUCACAGUUUAACAAUUCCUAUUCAGAUGUUUAUUUUGGUAUGUUAAAAGGGUUCUAAGGUACCUGUAUAAGACUAAGGAUUACUGUUUGAAAUACUCCCAAAGAACAGCGGAUUUGAUUGGUUAUGUAGACGCCGAUUGGGCUAGUGACGCGUUAGAUAGACGGUCAUAUACAGGUUUUUGUUUUCUAAAAAAUGGGUCUGCUAUUUCUUGGGAAAGCAGAAAGCAACGCACAGUGGCAUUAAGUAGCUGUGAAGCAGAAUAUAUGGCUUUAUCGGAAGCGUAUCGAGAGGCCAUAUAUCUGCGUAGAUUGGAAACUGAGAUGGUAGGGUCUUAUAAUAAAAUAAUUUUGUGUAAUGAUAGCCCGAGUGCGUUAAAACUUGCUAAUAGUCAUCAGUCUCACAAGAGGUCCAAACAUAUAGAUGUACGUUAUAAUUUUAUAAAAGAAGUAAUUGAUAAUGAGAUUGUUGAAACUAAAUAUGUUAGGACUUGUCAGAUGCCUGCUGAUUUAUUGACGAAAGGUUUGUCGAGGGCGAAACAUUAUAAAUUUAUGGAAACUUUGGGACUUGUAAAAAUUUAAUUUUGUUCUUUGUACACUUUUGAGUUGUAAGUUUUUAUGUUAUUUCUUUAUCUUUUAUUUCGAUAUAGUGGGGGUGUUAUUUAUUGAUAUCGAAAUAAUCAUAUUUAACUCAAGUACAUAUACUAGCGCCUUCUGGUGGCAUCACUAAAUAACUAGCUUCUAUGAUAUUUUUUUUUUAUUAUCUGUGCCAUCUCUGUAUUCCGUAGUGAGAAAAUAUAAGCUGCGUGUUUAAAAGUACUCUUUUGUUUUAAUUAUAAAUAAUAAUUUUUAAUGUGAAGAUGACUAACACAACCGAAUUGUUGUAAUUUUAAGGAAACAACUUUUGUGGACAGUUAUAAAUUAAAAUAUUGAAUAAUUUAUUCAGAUCAAAGUUUUGAUCUUUGAUAAUAUUUUUAGUAUGAUUAUUUUAUGUUUCUACAAAAUAAAUGCUGAUUGGAACCAAACAAAUAUGACUUUGUUUUUUUUUUAUUUUUGAAACCCAAGUUUGUUUAUGACCCAGAUGUAAUGUUUACUCGGCGAUUCCUUACAGGGUGUUCAUGGGGCGGUGGCUCUAAAAACGCUACAUCUAAAAAACAUUGUUUUAAAGCUUACAGUCGAGUUAUUACCUUGUUCUUUGAGGUUAUUAAACACUCAGAUAAAUCGGUUACUUUAUUAGAGUGUGAGACGUUUUUUAAAAAUAUUUUGAAGAAUUCCGAAAGGAGAAAUGCAUCUGAAAUGUUGUGAGCCUCAGCUACCAAAACCAGGGUAAAAGGGAAGGGAAAGGGCAAAAAAAGUAAUCCGAGUAUUGCUACCUCCCAACCUGUGUUGAGUUCGUCUGACCCAUUCCCGGAAACGACAGGGUCAAAGUCCGAACCUGGUCAGCCUGGUGCGUUGUAGGUAACGGCAGCUCAGGGAUAUUUUCUUCGUGCAUGCUGUCACAAGUCUGAUUUUUUAAUUAAUUUUUAGUCAUUUUAUAUUAUAAUUUAAAGUAAUUUUGCGUAGAGGUACCCCACGAAAUUUAAAUUUUCUCGUGUUUUUUAUAAUUUUUUUAUAACUAUUAAUUUAUUUAUAAUUAUGUAAAUUCAUACUUUUCAUUGUCACGAGUUAUAUUUUGAUUAAGUUUACCACAUUGAACUAAAAAGUGGGGUACCUCUACGCAAUUGUAGAGAGUAUCGUAUUUUUAAGAUGUCAUAAUUUUGAAUUUUCUAAGAGCUAAAAAAUGUGAAAACAGCAAAGUAAGUAUAAUAACACUUCAAUGGUAACUUAAAUUAUAUCAUAAGAUAGUGAAAUAAUGAUGAACUUCCACAGCAAGCAAGAACUUUUAUAGGUUAUAAAUUAUAGAUGUUUGUUUUGGUGCAGUUUUGUGAUCAUAAAAGAUAAUAAUUUGUUUACUUUUGCAGGUCUGCAAGGGAAUCAUAUGGAGAUGAAGCCAUUGGAUAUGUGCAACUGCGUCGCGAGUUAGGUCUUUGCACAAUGAAGUGUAAGAUUUGUCCUGAACACAAGGUGAGGAGCAGCUCUUAAAACGUUACGAUGGUGAUAGACGAGAAUAAGGGUGAAAUUGUUAACUGUCAGUGCUUGGACUGUGCAACUUCUGCUGGUGGCUGUAAACACGCAGUGGCAUUCCUCAUGUGGACCCAUCGUCGCACAGAGGCCCUUCUUGCACUGAGGUGGAAUGUUACUGGAAGAAACCAAGGCUCUCCAGAGUAGGUACGACCUUGAAAUAUGUGACGGUGGAACAGUUGUGCAAGCAAGCUCCACAAUGUGAAACCAAUACUAGCGUCUUCACAGAGUUUAUUCAAGAGGCAAAAAAAGGAAAAUUACAAACUGUGAACUAUUGAAAUGUCAACCAGAUUUUAAGCACAGUGAUGUCAGACAGUUUUCUUUUCAUAACUUUCUUAUGCAAGCCAGUGAUGAGCUAAAUAAUGAUGUUGACCAAGUAUUAGAGUCAUUAACAGCGACUCUUAAUGACAAUGUUCUGGCUGAAAUAGAAACUGCCACAAGAAAACAGUUAAUAAUCCUCUGUGGCAUGAACUUCGUUAUGCUCGUAUCACAGCAUCCAAAGUUUUUUAUGUAAGUCGCUGCCGAACAUCAGAUGGAUCUUUAGUAGCUGCGAUCAUGGGAGCAAAAACCCCAGACACGCAUGCCAUGAAAAGGGGCCGAAAACUAGAAUCUUCAGUGAUAAAAACUGUGCAAAAUAUUCUGAAAAAGAGAGUGAAGCCCUGCGGACUGUUUCUGUCACCUCAGUACCCCAUGAUUGCUGCAUCUCCAGAUGGAAUCUGUAAAGAUGCUGUAAUUGAGGUCAAGUGUCCGACAAGUGAGAAUACCGAAACUAAUUACAUUCGUAAUGGCAACAUUUCAGAAAAGUACCUAGCUCAAAUUCAAGUGCAAAUGUUUGUCACCAAAAUGAGGAAAGGUUAUUUUGUGUCGCUCACCCUGACUUUAAACAUUAAAAAAAAGUGAAUGUUACUGUGGUUGACUAUGACAGUGUAUAUGUAAAUAAUUUUUAUUAGUGCGAAAUAGUUCCUCUCCUCCAUCAGUUGUUUAUAAUUGUUUUAUUCAUUUUUUUACGAUGAGUGAUAAAGAAGAUGAUGACCGUUCACCUCGUUCGACCCCACCUAAAAAAAUACCCAAAAAAGGCGGAUGGACACGAAAAAAGGAAGGUAACACGUCAUCACAGCAUCGCUCACAGAAUUUUAGACAACAGUGGUUAAAGGAUCCAGCUUUUAAAGACUGGUUGUUACCAGACACCAAUGAUACAACAAAAGCUAAAUGUGCGUUUUGCCCCGGAACAUCAAUGGUAGCUGAAUUAUCUAAUUUAAAUAAACCUGGAUCUAGUGGGAAAACGCAAUCGCAAUCAUUAACGUCGCUAGGAUUCCAGAAAGGUAUAACUCCACAAAAUAAAGAAAAAGUCGUGCAGAAAUUAAACUUGCUGCAUUUUUUGCGGAACAUAACAUUGCGUUCUCAGUGGCUGAUCAUUUGACGGCUUUAUUAAAAGAAGUUGUGACGGAUUCUAAUCAAGGAAAUUGAACUUAAACGAACCAAAGUAACAGGUAUAGUAAAGAACGUUCUAGGAGGAGGUCAUAAAGCAGAUUUAGCUAAAAAACUUCAGUCAAAAUAUUUUUCUGUGAUGACGGACGAAACAACCGACGUUUCUACGAUCAAAACUGCUUGCGUUGUGGUGCGCUACUUUGAUCAAGAAGCUGAAAAGAUAUGUAGCGCAUUUUGGGAGUUGUACAAAGUUUUUAAGGAAGGAGUUGAUGCUGAUGAUAUUCCCACAGCCAAUGCUAAGAAUUUAUACAGAGCUCUUAUCGACUCACUAACCAACCAUGAUGUUCCAUUGACAAAUGUGAUAGGUUUUGGGUCGGAUGGGUGUAACGUCAUGAUGGGUGAUAACGUCUCUGUAAAAACAAGAUUAAUGCGUGAUUUUCCAGGAAUCGUAAUAGCAAAGUGCGUUUGUCACUGGGCCCAUUUGUGUGCCAGUAAAGUUUGUAAACAGUUGCCUGAAGGAGUAGAACAACUAGCUCGCGAUAUUUACAUUUUUUUUAAACAUAGUGACAAACGGCUUUUUGUUUUUCGUAACUUUCAGUCGUUUGCUACAGUUGAACCCCACAAAAUUUUGAAACCGUCGCAGACAAGAUGGCUUUCUUUAUUAUCAGUAGUUGAAAGGAUAUUAGAGCAAUGGGAGGCCCUACGUCUCUUUUUUAUCGAUAUUACGACAAAUCCUGCACAAAGAGCAAAAGCCGAUGUAAGAAACAGAGCUGUAGUUAUUCUUGAAAAACUCAGCAAUCCAUUCUACAAGCUUUAUUUCUGUUUCCUUGAAUGGUCGCUUCCUUUAUUUAAUAAAUUCAAUCUGGAAUUUCAUCACAAUCUACAUGAGAAAAUUCGUACACUCUACCAGGAAAUCCUAUUGCGUUAUUUACAACGCGAAUACGUCAUGAGGACAAAUCUAGGUGAAAUAAACCCUGAAAGCCAGCGACAUCAGCUCCAUGACGCUGCAUUGUAUUUAGGCGUCAAAGUGUACGAGCUCUUGAAGCAUCCAGAUGUGGUCAGAAAGCCUGCCGAUAUUACUCAGUUCUUUUCAUGCUGCAAACAUUUCUACAAAGUUGCAGCCACCGAAAUCAAAAAACGGUACAACAUGGAGGAUCCUAUUUUGUCCAAGCUACAAGUUUCUGAACCUGCGUCAGCGCUCUCCCACAAUUUCAGGAGAUGUUUCCCUACACUUAUGCCUCUUAUUAAAUUGGUCCCCCGUAUAAUCGCACCACCUGAUAAUGCAAAGAAACAAGUCAUUGAUGAUCAAUGGAGGAAUUUGCCUAAUGCAAAAGCUCGCCAUCCUGAAGGGUUGAAUGAACUAAGUGAGCCAGCAGGGGCGUAGCUACCGCCGUAUCUGCCGUAUCAAUUAUACGGGGCCCCCGGGCCACGGGGGCCCCAAAGUGUGUAAGGAAAAAGAAAUAAAAACUUCCUAAUUUAUUUUAUUUUACAAAUGACAAAAUUCUAUAAAGCAAUUACUUUUUAUCCCGCCUUAAGCGUGCGUUCAAAAGUUGGCAACACUCUACAACGUUAUGGCGGGCUGCGGGACUUCCCCGUUUUACUUACUUCAUCUGCAACUCAGCGGGGAAUCCCUCAAUAAUAAAGUCGAUAUCGCGAUAUACGUGUACGUACAUACUCUACAUUGGAUGUUAAACCACGGAGUGCAGUGCAGUGUUUAUUCACGCGUUUUAUGUAAUUGUGCAUUACAUUGUAAUUCAGUACAAACAAUAUUGUUCUUCUGGUUUAACAAUAUUAGUAGCGAUUUGUAAGAGAAAUGAGUGAAAGGAAAAGAGAUUAUCCCAGCGGUGCUGAGAAAAGAAAAAGUAAACGGAAAAGGGAAGAGGUUAUAAAAAAAGUGCCCAAAAUUUCUUCAUUUUUUCAGAGACAAGAUACUGUGAGUGAUUUAGAUUGGAAAGAUUCUUCUGAAGCACGUUCUUCGUCAAAUAUCCAUUCGGAAAUAGAAGAAAGCCAAGCACAUACUUCAUCGGAUGUCCAUCCAGAAAUUGAAGAACACCAAGUCAACGAUUCUGAUAUAUUUGAAGAUUGUAAUAUAAUUUCAU
Molecule: messenger RNA, 9479 nt
Organism: Spodoptera frugiperda (fall armyworm)
Lineage: Eukaryota; Metazoa; Arthropoda; Insecta; Lepidoptera; Noctuidae
Exons: 2
Coding region: 7520-8764 (414 amino acids)
Source: RefSeq, a predicted model, not a curated record